Messenger RNA from Aspergillus caelatus, 424 nucleotides. RefSeq lists its product as uncharacterized. Lineage: Eukaryota; Fungi; Ascomycota; Eurotiomycetes; Eurotiales; Aspergillaceae. The record is from RefSeq and is a predicted model, not a curated record. Bases 36 to 248 code for a protein of 70 amino acids. The transcript is spliced from 3 exons.
GGAUCGACGUGCUAUUCCUACAAGACAUCCUAUGAAUGUAUACCAUGCUGAUGUGGUUGUGCUCGGCCUUCCGCGCGCCAAUUCCAGAGAUGGUGUCCCGCUCAUAUGGUACACUGGAAGACACCAAUGGUUUUGAGCUACAGCCUUUAGAACUGUUACCCGUCUCGUCUAGCAUUCAUCAUUGCUGUUCUGCAUUAUUUGGUUCCGCGGUCAUUGAUGCGAGACCAGAAACUGACCCUUGCCCAUGAUGGAAGAUUCCUGUGUUUUCUUGAGGGCGCCCCACAGUUCUGUCUGUUGUGUUUCAUCGAGCAAAGAGUGGUCGGUAAUGGGGGGGAUAUAGCCGUAUGUGAGAUCCUGAGCUGCACAUAUAAUGAUGGGAGGGCAGAGAAGGGGAUCAUGACAAUCGUACUUUUUUCCAGACUAG